UCUUUAACUUUUAGCAGCAUAUUUUAUUGUUGGCAUAUCCGUUAUGCGUUAAAACAUUUCCUUGUAACGUUUUAUAUAUGUAUUUUAAAGAAAUAUUUUCUUUUUUCCUUUCAGAGUUAAAGUACCUUGUGAUUUCUACAUUGCCAUAAAAUGUUUAAAAAAAAAAAAAGCCAGCUGUUUCUGUCCAAAUUACAAUAAUGCUCCCUGCGGAACGCUUGUUUAUACAGGUUUUAGAGAGCACAGAUUACGGUCACACAAAGUCAUUGUGGGAAAUGGUGUUUUAUUGGUUAAUUUAAAACUACAUUUCCCUACUCCCUUCGUUAAUCGGACGGGACUCAAAUUCAAAGUAGUACGGUACAAAAUUUAUGAGCUGUGAAAGUCUGUUAGAUUCGUGAAAUAUUUAAUGGGCUCGUUGGGUUGCACACAAAGCUGGAGUUUGCGAGAGGUGUAUGUGGAUGUAGCAUUCAGCUCAAAACAGGAGCCACAAUGCGGGUUUAUAGGCUGUGGCUGCAGUCGUAUUGUAUGAGCGCUGUGCUCUCUGGACGCUUCUCUGGCUGCUCGUGCUCACGUAUGGCUAUGUUUUCGUCCUUCCCUUGUUUGCGGGCGCGCAAGAAGAGCAGCCAGUACGGCGAUGUGGACUCUGAACACUAUUCAGCACUAGUGAAAGCGGUCGUGUCUACGAGAAUCAGCUCUCAGACUCCAGAAAGUAUUGAAAACGAAGAUCAGUGGCUUUACGGAUCUAUCGUAAAAUCCAAGCCCCAGGUGUGCAGAGCGCUUAAAAACCCGUGGCCUCUGUUAAACGACGCAAAACGUGUCCUUGACGCAGAGAACGUGGAGGGAAGCAUGACUCGGAUAAGCUUGCAAAGAGGUUCAGAUCACGCAUCUAUACCAAGUGUAACAAAAAUACUUCAAAAGACAAUGUCACCCCAGCAAGCCUUUUAUUUGGAGAGAUGGAAGAAAAAGAAGAUCGCUGAGCUUGGCGUGGAAGGCUUCAAAGAAUACAGCAACAGUUUGCGAAACACUUGGAUGGAAACCAGUGUGUGCCUCUUGUCGAACCUUCCAAAUGGAAAGAAUUCACUGUGUGUCAUAGAGUGGAAGACAUCAGAGAAGCCAAAACCUUUCCUUUACAACACAUAUGACAACCCCUUGCAGGUGGCCGCCUACAUUGGAGCCUUAAACAGUGACAAAAACUACAACUACCAGGUGGAUAGUGGCUUGAUUGUGGUUGCCUACAAAGACGGCUCACCAGCCCACUCUCACUUCCUGAAAGCAGACCAGGUUGUGCAGUAUUGGGAUAAAUGGCUCUUCCGACUGGAGGAAUAUAUGGAGAAUGAUGGGCCACCCAGUCCUUGCUGAUGGCCCAAAAACUAAAAGUGUCUAUAAUCGUCCAACUGUGUGCUCAGUUGGUUUUGUUAGUCUUCUUCCUUUCUGUUCCAAGAAAGGGUCUAAAAUCCAUGGAAAGCAGUGCUUUAUAUGAUUACACAAAAUUCCAGAUACGUGUAGUAUCUACUGAUACUUUACAAAAGAAGCUUGCACUUUCUGUAUUAUAGUACCAUAAACUAGUCAGAAAUAUUUAAGUGCAGAGGACUAUACCAAUCUAAUUUCCACUCACAGAUGACUGAAAAAUUCUUUCUGGCCUUUUGGUACUUCCUUCUUUACAAAGGAAAUAUUUAGAUGAACAGCUUCUGCUUGAAUGGAUUUUACAUUAGUGCAGUUGAAUGUCUGGAAUUGAAUUCCCCCUGUUGUGAAAAUUAACCUUUUUGAAUGUUAUGUAUAGCUUUGUAUUUUUGCAGUGCGUUGCUUCGUAGUUAACUUGUAAGUAAAUCUUGAGGUUUCUUUUUUUUCAUUACUGGAGGAUACAGCACUUCCUUUCCAAAUUACGUUAAAGUAUUACUUGGAUAUGCAGAAGCAUUUGAAAUUGGUUUUAUUGAACCAUUUGUCAUUUAUGUAUAGGCUGUGUAUGGAAUGCUGUAAUUUUUUUGUUGCUUUAUUUGCAUUGCAAAUUUUAUAAAAAUUAAAUGUAGUUGACUUUUUUCUGAAAA
Pangasianodon hypophthalmus (striped catfish) is the source of this 2042-nucleotide messenger RNA. RefSeq names its product mitochondrial genome maintenance exonuclease 1 (gene mgme1). The coding region runs from base 487 to 1356 and encodes 289 amino acids. Gene Ontology annotation, cellular component: mitochondrion. Gene Ontology annotation, molecular function: single-stranded DNA exodeoxyribonuclease activity. Gene Ontology annotation, biological process: mitochondrial DNA replication. Lineage: Eukaryota; Metazoa; Chordata; Actinopteri; Siluriformes; Pangasiidae. The record is from RefSeq and is a predicted model, not a curated record. The transcript has 4 exons.